Messenger RNA from Vigna angularis (adzuki bean), 2564 nucleotides. Its product is annotated as receptor-like serine/threonine-protein kinase At4g25390. The record is from RefSeq and is a predicted model, not a curated record. The transcript has a single exon. The coding region runs from base 233 to 2212 and encodes 659 amino acids. NCBI's taxonomy places the organism in Eukaryota, Viridiplantae, Streptophyta, Magnoliopsida, Fabales, Fabaceae. Gene Ontology annotation, molecular function: protein kinase activity; ATP binding. Gene Ontology annotation, biological process: protein phosphorylation.
ACAGUCAUCACUUUGACACAUUGCACUUUCAUUCUACACACUCUUCUGCAGACACAGACACCGAACUCUUAACCACCAAACUCUUACUCUCAUAUACAUACAAAACAAAUUCACAAAAUUCUCUCUAUUCUUCUUCUUAUUAUUCUUCUCUUCAUCUCUUCACAACCACAAAGCCAUGAACAACCCAUUCUCCGAGACAACUUGAAUCCAACCCUCAAACAACAUCUCCAACAUGCCAUCCCGACAACUCUCCACCUCAUCAGACACACCGCCACAUCAUCAUCACCACCACUUUUUCAUACCUCUCCUCGCCGUCACCCUCUCAGCCUUCUCCCUCCUCCUUCUCUUCCUCUUCCUCUGCCUCCACCGUACCCUCACCCGCAAACGCGCCGCCCACCCUCCUCCUCCUCCUCCUUCCUCUUCCCCCCCGCACCGCCUCUCCUUCUCCGUCCUCCGCCGCGCCACCAAUUCCUUCUCCUCCCGCCUCGGCCACGGCGGCUUUGGUCCCGUAUUCGCCGGCACCCUCGCCGGUGUCCCCGUCGCCGUCAAGCUCAUGGACUCUGCCUCCUCCCACCAGGGAGAGCGGGAGUUCCACAACGAGCUCUUUUUCGCAUCCAAGCUCCUCUCUCCCCACGUCAUCACCGCCACGCACUUCUCCUCUGACCCCAAACGACGCCGCUUCCUCUUGGUCUACGAGCUCAUGCAAAACGGUAACCUCCAAGACGCGCUUUUGCACCGCAAGUGCCCCGAACUCUCGAACUGGAACACCCGCUUCUCAAUCAUUCUCAACAUAGCAAAAGGAAUUCACUUUCUCCACUCCUGUGACCCCCCUGUUAUCCACGGCGACAUAAAGCCGAGUAACGUUUUGCUUGAUAGGGAUUUCUCUCCCAGAAUUGGCGACUUCGGGUUAGCGAGGCUGAGCUCGGAGCCUCCGAGGUUUGAAAUUGAGGUGCUGGAGUGUGGUAGUGUUAAUAAUGAUGAAGAGAAGCGGAGGGUGAAGGAGGAGGAGGUUGAGGAUUGCGGGUCGGUGGCGAGUACUCACAGUGUUUUUAUGGAAGAAAGUAGCUUGGGGGUGGAGCAAUCUCCUUCGCCAGAGACUGCGGCGAUGAUGGCGAUGACUUCGCCAGAGACGGGUUUGGCGGUGGCAGGGGCGUCGCCGGGGUUUGAGAAGGAGGAUGCGAAGAAGAUGAACGGGAAAGGGUUGAAGAGUAAUUCGGUGAGGGAUUGGUGGUGGAAGCAUGAGAAUGACGUUGGGAGUGGGGAGAGUAAGAAGGUUAAGGAUUAUGUGAUGGAGUGGAUUGGAAGGGAUGUGAAUAAGGAGAGGGUGAAGGGUGGAAUUGACUGUGGGGAUGUGGAGAUGGGAAAGGAGGAGGCCAAGAAGAAGAAGAAGAAGAAGAGAAGGGUGAAGGAAAUGGAAUGGUGGGAGUCAAUGGAAGAGGAGAACUUUGACGGGGUUGUGAAGGGGAAGAGAAAGACCGUGAGGGAUUGGUGGAAAGAUGAGUGUUUUGAGGAGAACGAAAAUAAGGAUAAGAAGAAGAAGAAGAAGAGGAAGGGUGGGGGUGUAAAGAAUGAUAAUAUUGAGAAUGGUGAUGAUUGGUGGGUGAGUGAUGAUGCAUUGGAUAAGAGGAAGGGAAAGAGUAGGAGCAGAAACAACCGUGGGAACAUGGAUUGGUGGAUGGAUGGAUUGAGUGGUGAGUUAUGGAGAGGAAGGAGGAAUAACAGCUUUGAUUCUGCAAGUGGGGAGAUUCCAAAGAGUGGUGGUGUUAGCAGUACUCCUAGUAUGAGGGGAACUGUGUGUUAUGUGGCUCCUGAGUGUGGCUAUGGUGGGGAUGUGACAGAGAAGUCUGAUGUGUAUAGUUUUGGGGUAUUGUUGCUUGUCAUAAUUUCUGGGCGGCGACCACUUCAAGUGAGUGGUUCGCCUUUGUCUGAGUUUCAGAGAGCGAAUCUACUUUCCUGGGCACGCCAUUGUGCACGAAAUGGGAAGCUUUUAGAGUUGGUUGAUGAGUCUCUGCAGUUGUUGGAUAAAGAGCAGGCUCUUCUCUGCAUCAAGGUGGCUUUGCUUUGUCUGCAGAAGUCACCUAUUCGUCGUCCUUCAUUGAAGGAGGUUGUGGGAAUGCUCAGUGGGGUGUUGGAACCACCCCAAUUGCCUGUUGAGUACUCUCCUUCAACCCCUUCUCGCUACCCUUUCAAGUCUAGGAGAAAAGGAAGGUAAUUUUCUCCUUCUCAUAUCAGAUAACACAAUUUCAUUACACGUUAAACCAGUAUACUCGCAGUGGCAGUUUACCCAUGACAGAAAAAAAAAUGUAUAGGGAUUUAGGAACCACUAUGGUCCUAGUUCUUUCAGUUUUCUUUCUUCUGAUACCAUUGUGGAUCAGUAAUGUUUGAUCUUUGUACAUUAGAUUUACAUACUUGAGAUAUUUUUUCAUACUGACUUAUAGGCAUUCCUUGAGUGAUGUUCAUCUUUUGGUAUACCAUGGCCUAUGUUUUCGUUGUGAGGACUGAGGUCAUCUUUGUAGUUUGCAAUGUUGAUUUUGGAAAUGAAAUAGUAACAUAUUUUUUUACUA